AACCCGGCCAAGGGAGCAUGACAGCCCUGGACGGCGGCGGACGAGACUGCAGACGGCGCUGCCAGCAGCUGGCUGGGACGAGGAGCGCCCGGCUGGGAGAGUGAACACCCCUGGCCGGCCCGGCUGCCACUUCCUCCAGCGCCUCCUUCUCUAGACUGUUAACUCCGCGGACGCCUGGCUUUUUCUUCGCCUCGAAUAUCAAUAUGUGUCAUGUCAUUGUCACCUGUCGCUCGAUGCUCUGGACCCUCUUGAGCAUUGUGGUGGCUUUUGCCGAGCUCAUUGCCUUCAUGAGCGCAGACUGGCUCAUCGGGAAAGCCAAGACGCGCAGCCACGCGGAGCCGGAUGAGCCGAGCGGGGGCCCCUCGGAGCCCCACCACCCCACCUUGGGCAUCUACGCCCGUUGCAUCCGGAACCCCGGGAUGCAGCACUUCCAGCGGGAGACACUGUGCGGGCCCUACGCUGAGAGCUUCGGGGAGAUUGCCAGCGGCUUCUGGCAGGCCACGGCGAUUUUCCUGGCUGUGGGCAUCUUCAUUCUCUGCACCGUGGCCUUGGUGUCCGUCUUCACCAUGUGUGUCCAAAGCAUCAUGAAGAAAAGCAUUUUCAAUGUCUGCGGGCUGUUGCAAGGAAUCGCAGGCCUGUUCCUCAUCCUCGGCCUGAUCCUCUACCCCGCUGGCUGGGGCUGCCAGAAGGCCGUGAGCUACUGUGGACACUAUGCUUCAGCCUACAAGCCUGGAGACUGCUCCCUGGGCUGGGCCUUUUACACCGCCAUCGGGGGCACGGUCCUCACCUUCAUCUGUGCUGUCUUCUCUGCCCAAGCAGAAAUCGCCACUUCUAGUGACAAAGUCCAGGAAGAGAUCGAAGAGGGGAAAAACCUGAUCUGCCUCCUUUAGUUGGGAAGAGAGGGCCGCACCUUUGACUUCCUCGUGUAACCUUGUGAAUCAGUCCAUCCCUGGUUUCUUCGUUUGUGUCAAGUGGAAAAUUAUUCUUGUCCCUACCAAAGCCACAGGACACAGCCCUGAGCCUUAACAGGACCAUUGAGAGGCAACACGUCCAGCAGGGCCACAGUGCAAAGGAUGGAAGCUGGAAGAGGACAUUAAACUCUGCCACAUGCUCAGCGCCAGCAAUGAUGAAGGAGGAGAAUUCCAGCUGCGAAAACUGCAGCUUUUCUGCAUACAGGCCCCUAUGAGCCAGGCCAGCAGGAAGGACUUCUGAUACAUGCUCAUGUGCUCGUGAGUCCCAAGUGCUUGUGAAUCGCAAUCUCUCCCACCGAGACGACACAAGGCCUCCUGCUUCACUGACCAAAGGGGUUCGCAGGGAUACUGGGGGCAAACUUCAUGGCUGGACCCAUUGGAUCAGUCCCUCAAGGUGUAUCAGCAGAUGGUCAUCCCAGAAUUGUGAAAUUUGAGUCGAGAAAGACCUGUCAGAUGAGAGUCCAAGCACAGAAUCCUGCUGGGGAAGGGAAAGUCCUUC
Sorex fumeus (smoky shrew) is the source of this 1470-nucleotide messenger RNA. RefSeq names its product LHFPL tetraspan subfamily member 2 (gene LHFPL2). Lineage: Eukaryota; Metazoa; Chordata; Mammalia; Eulipotyphla; Soricidae. The coding region runs from base 204 to 890 and encodes 228 amino acids. Gene Ontology annotation, cellular component: membrane. The transcript has 2 exons. The record is from RefSeq and is a predicted model, not a curated record.